This is a messenger RNA of Dioscorea cayenensis subsp. rotundata (Guinea yam), 1915 nucleotides long. RefSeq names its product probable chlorophyll(ide) b reductase NYC1, chloroplastic. The record is from RefSeq and is a predicted model, not a curated record. The coding region runs from base 68 to 1624 and encodes 518 amino acids. The transcript has 10 exons. Gene Ontology annotation, molecular function: chlorophyll(ide) b reductase activity. Gene Ontology annotation, biological process: PSII associated light-harvesting complex II catabolic process; chlorophyll catabolic process. Lineage: Eukaryota; Viridiplantae; Streptophyta; Magnoliopsida; Dioscoreales; Dioscoreaceae.
UAUCUCUCUCUCUCUCUCUCUCUCUCUCGCUCUCGCUCCCACGUCUCACCAGAGCUCCGCCAUCGCCAUGGCGGCAAUCGCGAAGCUCCAGAUCUCAGUGCAAUCUUUCUACCACCCUAGCUCCAUAGAUUUCUCCUCCAUACCCAACCGGAACUCGAGCCCCUUUGCUUAUUCUGGCCGGAAUCCGAGCAGACGUGAUGGAGUCUCUUCCUAUCGAUGGUGGAAGCAUCGGCAUUUUCUGGCUCCGAUGAGGUGUAGAUCGUUUAGAUCUGAGGAGGAGAAGACUGGACGAGCGCCAUUGAAGCGAAAGGGACCUCUUUAUUCUUUGAAAUCCCUGAUUCUCAAGGUUUCUGGGUUGCCUUCUCAGUCUGGUGGUGGAGAGUAUAGGAAGGCCGCCGUAGAGAAGGCUGAAGAGAUUUUCUUUUCGGUUGUGACACAGUUGGGAAGAUAUUUGUUAACCAUGAUGAGCACUGGUGUUAUACUUGCAGUUGGAUUUCAGUUAUCAGGCGGUGACAAUCAGAUGAAUACUCUGAUUUGGUAUAGUUGGCUUGGUGGAAUCAUCAUUGGAACUAUGAUAGGCGCAAAUACGGUUCUAGAAGAACAUUGUAAUGCAGGUCCUCGCAAUGUUGUUAUUACUGGAAGCACAAGAGGCUUAGGAAAAGCACUUGCUCGGGAGUUUCUUCUCUCUGGUGACCGGGUUGUCGUUGCUUCUCGCAGUCCUGAGUCAGUCUGCACAACUGUGGAAGAACUCAAUGAAAACCUAAAAGAGGGUAUAUCUAUGGCUGGAGACAAAGGCAAAGGAAAAUUCUCUCGUGCUAAGGUAGUUGGUAUGGCGUGUGAUGUUUGCAAACCUGAUAGUGUCAGGAAGUUGGCCGACUUUGCAGUUAAUGAACUUGGUUCCAUAGACAUCUGGAUAAAUAAUGCUGGGACCAACAAAGGUUUCAGGCCAUUAAUACAAUUUACAGAUGAUGAUAUUACUCAGAUUGUGUCAACAAACUUGAUUGGCUCUUUAAUCUGCACAAAGGAAGCUCUGCGUGUCAUGAAAUCUCAGGACAAGGGAGGCCACAUAUUCAACAUGGAUGGGGCUGGUUCAGGGGGGUCUAGCACGCCACUUACAGCUGUUUAUGGAUCAACAAAGUGCGGCCUUAGGCAACUUCACGCUUCGCUUCAGAAAGAGAACAAGCGGUCCAAGGCAGGGAUACACACAGCAUCUCCAGGGAUGGUCCUCACAGAUUUACUUCUAAGUGGUUCAACUCUAAGAAACAAGCAAAUGUUCAACAUAAUCUGUGAACUACCAGAAACAGUAGCAAGAACAUUAGUACCAAGGAUGCGAGUUGUUAAGGGAAGUGGAAAAGCAAUAAAUUACCUAACACCUCCGCGGAUAUUACUAGCUUUGGUCACAGCAUGGCUCCGCAGAGGCAGAUGGUUUGAUGAUCAGGGUAGAGCAUUGUAUGCUGCAGAGGCUGACAGAAUCCGCAACUGGGCUGAAAGCCGAGCGCAUUUUUCCUUCACUGAUGCCAUGGAGUUGUAUGCAGAGAACACCUGGGUCUCUGUUUUCUCUCUUUCAGUUGUCUGUGCCUUCAUAAUACUGUCCAGUUCCAGUGGAGCUUUUCCAGGCACAUAAAAUCAUAAGGCAUGUCUGAUAAACAAGAAUUGUCAUCAUCCAAGGUCUAUCAAGCAUAUGAUUUCAGAAGGAUGAAAGAAUGGCAAGACAAGGAAUUCUUAGUUUCACAGGGCAACCUGAUCAUGUAAAUUUUUUAUUAGGGAUUUUUUUGGCAUACCAUUCAUUUAUCACAUUGAUUGGUUGGCCCUCAUUUAAAAUGUUUAGUGACGUAAUCCCUCAUGUAAGGUUACAGAUUUUAAGGUAUGUAAAAGAAUUUUUAAAAAAAAAAAAAGUGUACAAGUUAAGCUAUAA